AUGACCGAUGACUCCAAGGAUGAGAUUGUGCCCGAGGAUCAGGAAACAUCUAAUAUGAUUGAGGAACCAAAAAUGGUAGCUAUUAGUUUUCACGCCCUCACGGGGCAACGCAGUCCUAGUACAAUUCGACUGCAUGGGAAUAUUGGGGGCCAAUCGAUAGAGGUGCUCAUUGGUAAUGGGGAUACUUUGAAUUGUUCAGAAGUGUGCUCGGGGUUUGCCUUGGAGUUAGAUGGUCAUUCCUUCUCUAUUGAUUUGUUUGUUCUUCUAAUCCAUGGGGUCGAUGUGCCAUGCCUUGACCUUGCAAGGUUGCCUCCUCAAUGGCCUCAUGAUCAUCACAUUCCACUCCGACCAAGUGUUGAGCCAGUUAGCAUGUGCCCUUAUCGUUACCCUCACUUCCAGAAAAGGGGAGUUGGAGCAUAUGGCACAGCGGUUGAGCUGGAUCCUUCCAAGAUUCAAGCCAUGACAAGUUGGCCGACUCCGGCUAAUGUUCGCCAGUUGAGGGGAUUUUUGGGUUUGAUAAGGUAUUAUCGAUGGUUUGUGUGUGGGUAUGCUCCCAUUGCAGCGUUGCUAACGUCCCUCUUACAAAAAGAUAAAUUUUGUUGGACUAUGGAAGCACGACAAGCAUUUAACAACCUGAAGCUUGCCAUGAUUGAGGCACCUGUACUUGCCUUGCCGAAUUUUGCUGAGACUAUUGUGAUUGAAAUUGAUGCCUCCAGGCAAGGUAUUGGGGCAGUACUCAUGCAGCACAAGCAUCCCAUUGCCUAUUUUAGUAAGAAGUUAUCUUCAUGGAUGCAACUUGCCUCUGCGUAUGCUAGGGAAUUAUGUGUUGUUACUGAAGCAGUUAUGCGCUGGCGCCAAUAUUUGUUGGGUCGCAAGUUUAUCAUAUUGAGUUAUAAGUGGGGAAAGGACAACAUCGCAACCGAUGCCUUUUCGUGCCAAUUUGUUGAUGAACUACCUCCAGUUGAGCAGUCUUUUUUAGCCUUGUCAGUUCCUACUUUUAAAAUUUUACAAAACAUCCGUGACUAUCUAGUGACAGAUGCUCAUUGUGCGGCUUUAUUGGCCGAUUUUCACAGUAGCUCCACAUGGCCUCCUGGUUAUAGUCUUGGCAAAGAUGUUAAGGAUUUCAUUCAAGGUUGUCAUGUGUAUAAUCAGGCCAAAUACCAAGCUCGCUCUUUUGGGGGCCUUCUGCAACCCUUGCCUAUACCAGCUCAGAUUUGGGAGGAGGUAGCUCUCGAUUUUAUCAUGGGGUUGCCUUUGUCAUCCGGGUUUUCGGUCAUCAUGGGGGUGGUAGAUCGCCUGACCAAAUAUGCGCAUUUUGGACCCCUUCGCCUGGGUUUACGAUAUCCAAAGUUGCUGCUUUUGUUUGUUCACUUAGUCUAUAAAAUCCACAGCUUACCUAAGACAAUUCUCAAUGAUCGGGACCUUGUCUUUUUGAGCAACUUUUGGCGGGAAUUGUUUCAGCUUAGUGGCACCACCCUCCUCCACAAUUCAGCUUAUCAUCAGCGAAAGAACGGCCAAACAGAGUGGGUUUGCAAAGUUGCUUACAAGUUGGCCUUUCCGGAAGGGUCCAAAAUACACCCCGUAUUUCAUGUGUCUUUGCUGAAACCGUGUUCGGCUUUUCUGACAGUCACACCCUUGCAAUUACCUCCUUUGGUCUACCGAGAUCAGCCACACAUCACUCCCCUUGCUAUGCUUGGCCUCCGAAUUGUGUCGCAUGAGGGAGUUGACGUGCCGCAACUGUUAGUUCAAUGGCACGGCUUACCACUAGAGGGCACCUCUUGGGAGGAUGGUACGACAUUUGAGGCCAUCUACGAGAAGUUGUCUCACAACCUUGAGGACAUGGUUGAAGUGGAAUAG
Pistacia vera is the source of this 1857-nucleotide messenger RNA. RefSeq lists its product as uncharacterized. The record is from RefSeq and is a predicted model, not a curated record. Lineage: Eukaryota; Viridiplantae; Streptophyta; Magnoliopsida; Sapindales; Anacardiaceae. Bases 1 to 1857 code for a protein of 618 amino acids. Gene Ontology annotation, biological process: DNA integration. Gene Ontology annotation, molecular function: nucleic acid binding. The transcript is spliced from 8 exons.